GUUGUAAAUAAAAUAUUAUAUAUUCUCUGACAUUUUGUUUAUAAACAAUCCGGGAAGUGAAUGUAUAAAUAAGAUUAUUUUGAUAAACAUCGUGAUGCCGCUUCUGAAUAAUCAUCAAAACAUAUUUUGGAAGUCUCGGAGAAAGAACGGAAAAAUCAAAAUGAACAUUGAAUUUGCCCUGUUAAUAACCGCUGUUGUUACAUCAAUUGACGUUAGUGCAAAUGAACCACAAUGUGCCUGCUCCAAAUUUCAUUAUGAGGAGCAGUUGUUAGAGAAAAUGGUGAGAAUGGAAUUUGCUGUGGAAAAUAUGAAAAAUGAGAUGAAUGAAGCAAAGAAUACCGUAACUAAGACUGUGGAAGAAUUUAAUCGUCUUAAAGAAAAUAGUGCGGAACAAACUUUAAAGAAUUCGAAAGAUAACAUACGCCCCGCCUUCACAGCCAGACUGUCUGAACAUCAAACAAAGCUUGGGCAUAACCAGCCAAUCGUCUUUGACAACAUCGUGACCAACAUCGGUCAGGCUUACUCAGGAACCACGGGGGUGUUCACUGCGCCAAAGGACGGCAUCUAUUAUUUCAUUGCAACCACAAUGAGUCAUUCUGGACAGUUUGUGCAAACGGAAAUUGUCAGAAAUGGAGAAUCUAUGGUGAAACUAUAUUCCUAUGACAAAUCCCACGAGCAGGGAACGAGUGGGGUUGUCUUACACCUGAACGUCUCUGAUGAAGUAUGGGUCAGGCAUUUGAAAACGCAGGGGGAAAAUCUGUAUGGUCACAACUGGUCUACCUUUUCCGGUUUCCAAAUCUAAAUUGCUUUUUAUUUUUCAGUUUAUGAAACAAUAUAAUCUCAACGGUGAAGAUUCAUGUGAUAACAGUGCUGUUAAUUCAGCUUUAUUGUUGAAACAAAUAGCUACGCAUUCAUAUUGCGAAUAUGAAAGUAUCAUCCAUGUAUGUUGUGUCAGACAAUUUUUGAAAUACCCGUUGAGCAUGCUCCCCAUCGUUAAAUUUAUUAUCUAGCGGACUUGCGGGAUAGUCGGUCAUGGUGAAAUGUGAAAUGUGAUUUUGCGAGUUCGUUUACCUUUAUAAACUUGAAGAGAAAAAUGUUGUUGUUGUUUUUAUGUGAAUGAAAUACAAUAUAAUCAACAAAGAAAAUUCCAUUUUCUCCGCAACAAUAUUUUAAUAUAUUCCAAAAAUUUUGCGUCUUCGACUAGAAAUCACGGUAUGAAAAUACUGUUGAUUUUUACGUGCGGGUUGUUGUUGUUGUUGUUUUAUGGUUUUUUUUGUUGGUUUUUUUUUUUGUUUUGUUUCUGUUAAGAUUAACGUCACACGGACACAAUUAUACAAAGUAAUAGGUUAAAUUAUCGUAGAAACAAAAAUAAGUUUGUUCUAUUUUUUGUUUCCAUAGAAACAUUUGGUGAAUUUAAUGUAUUUCAGGAGUUGUUUGUAAAUCACAGACAUGUAUGUUUCUUUCAUUUGUGUUGUAAAGAGUUAGAAAAUAAUAGUUUGUUGAAAAAUAGUUUCAAUAUAUGAACUGUUUAAAACUGAUGUAUUUAACGAUUUCAAGAAUAAAAAGUUCCGUGUCAACAAAUUUUUUAUCAAUCAGGCGCCUAUCUAAGUAGCUAUGAUAACCACUGUUAUAUAAUGUUUCUGACUGUGUCGUAUAUAUUUGUUAGUAUAUAUGUAAAAACAAUAUCUAGACAUCCACUGUUUGAAUAAGCGACGUCUGUAAAUAUUUUUUAAACUAACACUAUGUUUAGAUGCAAAUCCGUUCGUAAAUCUCUUUGUUGACUUUUAUCCCAAUUCAGUAUAUUCUAAAGUCUUUUUAGAUAAAAACUCCCAUGUAUUGACACAACCUUUACAUAGUUUCAGAAACAGAUUAUACUUUCAGAAGCACACAAUGCCACAUAAUUGAAAUUAUCUGAUUUUCAAAGAAUAGUAAUGGUAAUAAAUUAACUCAACGGAUUUCAACAAUGUUUAAACUAGUAUGAAACUGGCUCUCGGUUAACUGUGUUUGCGGUACCUUGGCAGAUCCUCGGUACUGCAAAAACAGUUACCCUGAUAUUCAAAUCCGCAACUACAUCCGGAGACAGACUAUUAUAUUCAAAUUUUCAAAAUGAUAUUCGUCAAUUAUAUCGUGUUAUUCAAAUGAAAUCAAAAAGAUCUCCAUACAUGUCUAUAUGUUCCUUCAUUUGACGAGACGCAGCGUCGUUAAGCACACUGUUACGACCAGUUAGCGUAACGUAAAAAUGUUUGAUGUUGAUGUUUCGCAUAUUCUUGCAUAAAAAACUAUUUUUUAACAGGAUCCGCCCAUGUAUUAACGGUAGAAAAUUAUUGUAUUAACAAAGCAAUUCAAGUGCUGUUAAUAUACAUUUUUAUUCUUAAAAU
Mercenaria mercenaria is the source of this 2378-nucleotide messenger RNA. Its product is annotated as heavy metal-binding protein HIP-like. NCBI's taxonomy places the organism in Eukaryota, Metazoa, Mollusca, Bivalvia, Venerida, Veneridae. Gene Ontology annotation, molecular function: protein binding. The transcript has 2 exons. The record is from RefSeq and is a predicted model, not a curated record. The coding region runs from base 95 to 802 and encodes 235 amino acids.